GGUCACGUGUCGCCUGUCAUGGCGGCCUCCAUGGCGGCGGCGAGCGGCGGCUCCGUGACGCGGCGGCUGCUGCGGGGAGCGGCGCGGGGCCUGAGCGGCGGCGGCGGCGGCGGCGGCGGCGGGGCCGCUGCGGAGGAGCCGGAGGGUGCCGUGGUGAACGUCGUCUUCGUGGAUCGAACGGGGCGUCACGUCCCGGUGCGGGGCCGCGUCGGGGACAACGUGCUGCACCUGGCGCAGCGGCACGGGCUGGAGCUGGAGGGCGCCUGCGAGGCCUCCCUGGCCUGUUCCACCUGCCACGUCUACGUCAGCACCCCCCACCUCGACCGGCUCCCGGCCCCCGACGAGCGGGAAGAGGACCUGCUGGACCAGGCCCCCCAGCUGCAGGAGAACUCCCGCCUGGGCUGCCAGAUCGUGCUGGGGCCGGAGCUGGAGGGGGCCCACUUCACCCUCCCCAGGGUCACCCGCAACUUCUACGUGGACGGGCACGUCCCCAAACCCCACUGACAGCGGGGGGGGGGGACACCCCCCAGUAGGACGAACACCCCCCCCCCCUGCCCUGAGCAGAACGACCACCCCCAAAGCGGGACAACCCCCCCCCCCGCCCCGAGCAGGACGAGACGCUGCAGGACGGUGACGGCGGAGCCGGGGGGGGGUCGGACCCCGGAGUGGGGGGGACACUGGGGUGUGCCCUCCCCCCCCCCGCAUCUCCUGGGGGCUCUGGAUUUGGGAUAACGAGCGCUGCGGUUCGUUAAUAAUAAAUCUGGUCUGAGCGGUGCUCGGGGUCCCUCUGGGGGGGCUGUCGGGGAACCCCCCCUGCCCCGAGUGGGAACGG
This is a messenger RNA of Grus americana (Whooping crane), 832 nucleotides long. RefSeq names its product ferredoxin 2 (gene FDX2). Gene Ontology annotation, biological process: P450-containing electron transport chain; positive regulation of oxidoreductase activity. The transcript has 4 exons. Gene Ontology annotation, molecular function: 2 iron, 2 sulfur cluster binding. The record is from RefSeq and is a predicted model, not a curated record. The coding region runs from base 19 to 504 and encodes 161 amino acids. NCBI's taxonomy places the organism in Eukaryota, Metazoa, Chordata, Aves, Gruiformes, Gruidae. Gene Ontology annotation, cellular component: mitochondrion.